ACAACUCCCAGAAACCCUCAGCAAGGUUCUCCCAAGAUGCAUCUCGGCGUUAAUGCGCUGAGGCAAGAUGGCGAGUAAAACAGGCAAAGACGGUCCUCCUCCUUUUGAUUGUCCAUCAUGGGCAGGCAAACCACCCACAGGACUCCAUCUGGACGUGAUGAAGGGGGACAAAUUGAUAGAGAAACUGAUCAUAGAUGAGAAGAAGUUUUACCUGUUUGGGAGGAACCCUGACUGGUGUGACUUCACCAUUGACCAUCAGUCCUGCUCUCGGGUUCAUUCGGCAUUAAUCUACCACAAACACCUAAAAAGGGUCUUCCUCAUAGACCUAAACAGCACACACGGUACUUUCUUAGGGCACAUUCGCCUUGAGCCCCACAAGCCUCAGCAAGUUCCCAUAGACUCGACGAUAUCUUUUGGGGCUUCCACACGGACCUACACUAUUAGAGAGAAGCCCCAAACCCAAGGCACCGCUGGCACAGGAGACAGUAAGACAGGAGAUGAAGAGGAACUCAAAGGACUACUUGGACUUCCAGAGGAAGAGACAGAGCUAGAGAAUCUUACAGAGUUUAACACGGCUCACAACAAGCGCAUCUCCAUCUUGACGAUCGAGGAAGGCAACCUGGAAAUCCAGCGACCAAAGAGGAAACGCAAGAACUCCAGAGUUACUUUCAAUGAAGAAGACUCUAUCAUUAAUCCAGAAGACAUAGAUCCCUCAGUUGGACGAUUUAGAAAUAUGGUGCAGACAGCUGUCAUCCCCAUGAAGAAACGGAGAUUCGACAGCCAGAAUACACUGGGUUUGGAUGACCUGGCUUCGAAGCGCAUUCACGGCUACAAUUUAGGUGGAGGCUUGUAUGGGGACUUGCCUCCCACCAGCCAUGAGAACAAGCCAACAGGAGCUCCAGGAGGUGCUGCUAUGCAAGGCGGGCUUCCGCUGCCCUUCCCCAACCCGGCACCAGAGGUAGAUCUGGCCCCAGAGGCUCCUCAGCCGCCGAUCACCCUCAACCCCACACCGGUCACAGCCCCCUACCUCCCAGAGACCCUCAACGAGCCACGGAAAAAGAAGUACGCCAAAGAAGCUUGGCCGGGGAAGAAACCCACCCCGUCACUUCUCAUCUAACCAGUUUUUUAACACUGCUGACUCUCAGGUUCCCAGCAGAAGCUUCAGGGACUGUGACCUGCCAGAGGUGGACUUCUUCACUUCUGUUUUUAUUUGUUGUGUUAUACAAGACGAGUGCUAAGUACUCUACACGUCCUCCACAAACUACAUCAAUAGCAGAACGGUUUAGUUUUAACAACAAAAUACCUGGCAAAACCUAUCAACUACAGAGUGUCCGUUAUUACAUGCUCAUCUGAGUGAUGGGCUAUGUGGAUAUAAUGAUGGAUUUAUGUGUUAAAUGGCUUUGAUUUGAUGUCAAGUUGUAUUUUCUACAUGUUUCAAAUUUUUUUAACUCUUUCAGAAUAUUGAUAAAAGUAUUAAAAAAGGGUUGCAAAAAAGUGGUUUUAUUGAUAUCUUACAGUGUGAAGUCAAGACAGCCCCAAGACUUCGAAACACAGUUGCAUUUUAUUUUUUAUGAUGGAAUGAGAUCAGCUAUUUUACUCAGAAUUGUUUUCAGUCUGUUUAUUAAGCCAAUAUUGUCAGCUGAGGUGUCUUGUUACCCAUAAAAGCCACUAGGUGGCGACUUGAGCAAACACUUCGUUUUCAAUGAGAAGCUGAAAAUGGCAAUUUGGAUUUGCAGCUUAAAGCAAUUCACUUUCACAACAAUAUCCUAUUAUUUUUUAACUUUAGACUUUAUUAAUCUUAUGUUAUGUUUGAUAUAGUUGGCUUCCCAUAUUCUCAAAAGAAAUAUACUGUAAAUAUAAUACUUUUUAUUUUGUUAUUUAGAUGGACUUUUGCAAAGUACAAGUGCAGCAGAUUGGACACUAGCACAAUAACAAACAACUGCAACAUAAAAGGUUACUAAUAGUAGAAAUGUUCAGAUUCAGAUUGUUGCACUGCAUUAACAUCUGUGAAAUGUUACUGCCUUUAACAAGUGUUAAAGCUUAAAUAAACCAGUGAAGAAAAAAUCAAAAAUGAUGCACAUAUUAAAAGCUUUGACAGAAAUCACAACAACACUGUAGUUCUGCUUUCCAGGAUUUUCCCUUGAAAAAGAUUGAAAAUAAAGGUCUGGCAGCUUUGA
Messenger RNA from Girardinichthys multiradiatus, 2177 nucleotides. RefSeq names its product protein phosphatase 1, regulatory subunit 8b (gene ppp1r8b). Bases 68 to 1117 code for a protein of 349 amino acids. The record is from RefSeq and is a predicted model, not a curated record. Gene Ontology annotation, molecular function: mRNA binding; protein serine/threonine phosphatase inhibitor activity; protein binding. Lineage: Eukaryota; Metazoa; Chordata; Actinopteri; Cyprinodontiformes; Goodeidae. Gene Ontology annotation, cellular component: nuclear speck. The transcript is spliced from 7 exons.